Molecule: messenger RNA, 1032 nt
Organism: Aphis gossypii (cotton aphid)
Lineage: Eukaryota; Metazoa; Arthropoda; Insecta; Hemiptera; Aphididae
Product: fibrinogen silencer-binding protein-like
Exons: 7
Coding region: 85-1032 (315 amino acids)
Source: RefSeq, a predicted model, not a curated record
CAUUUUCAUCAGAACCUGGUAAUAUUGAACGUUUUACUUUUGUUAAUCGAUAUGUAAUUGUCACAGCAUUUACUUAGGCAUACUAUGGAAAAGAAAUCAGCUUCCAUCAAUAAAAAACGAGUGAGGUCGACAAAUUUUUCCUUUAGUGAGAAGGAAUUGCUAUUGAAGUUUGCACUUCAAAAAAAAAGAGUUUUGGAAAAUAAGGAGUCAAAUGCGGUAUCAUGGAACGACAAAAACAGAGCGUGGGUCGAAAUUGCCGAAAAAUAUAAUGCUGCAACACUUGACUGUCCAAGAGAUCCUACUAACUUGAAACAGAAGUAUGAAAGUAUCAAGAAAAUGCUUAGGGGGUCUAAAAAAACUUUAUUUGAAACUGUCGGUGGACCACAUGUAAAACCUUAUGAAGCACAGAGUGAUUUAGAAAAUGAAUUAUAUUCUAUAAUCAGGAUCUCAGCAGAAGGUUUACCUUGUAAUUUUGAUAGUGAUGUUCCAAUUCAAACAAGUACAGAAAAUUUAGUUGAAGAAUAUGUUGUAAACGAAGAGGAGUUUGAUGAUAAUGCACCAUUAACGCAUGAACAUAAUAUAUCAUUUACUAAUUUAAUCAAAGAAUUUCCAACAGCUACAUCAUCUUCACUACAUGAUAUAGAUACAGUUGAGGUAGAUUUAAAUAAGGAAUCAUAUUUUACAGAUGCAAAUCAAGAGCAACAUAAUAAUCAAAACAAUUCAAGCUGGUCUCCUUUAAACUCAACAAAAAUGCUAAGAACAACACUUAAAAAUACAAAAUUAUUAUCAAAUAACAGUUAUCAAAAACCAUCUAACACUAAGAAACAUUGCAUGACCUCAGCUGGUGAAAAAUUUGAAAACCUUGCAGAAACCAAAAUGGAGUUGGUAUCUUUGCAACAACAACUUGUCAGACAAGAAAUAUUACAAUCAUCUAUAGAACAUGAAACUAAAUUAAAAUAUAUGGCAGAAGAGCAUGCAUUAAAACUUGAAAUUUUAAGAAUUGAGUUAGAAAUGAAAAAAAAAUUUAAUUAA